AUGGAAGUGAAAGGUAUGUAUAUGAGACAUCUGGAGCUGUAUAACAAGCGAGCGUGGGGUCAUGAUGAAGUGCUGCCGGAGACUGGUGAGCCUGCGAAUUCGAGGAAUGGAUGGGGCGCUACUAUCGUGGACUCAAUUGACACCUGUCUCCUCAUGGGCCUCAUCCCAGAAGCCCUGCGCUCCAUCGAACACACCCUCAAAGUUGACUUCACAAAAACACAUGAAAACGGCCGCGUUGACCCCUUCGAAACCAUCAUACGCUACGUUGGCGGUCUCCUCUCCGCCCACGAUCUUCUCCCGACAGCGUCACUACCUCGGGGCAAGGUGAAGGACUUACAGAAGGGGUUGCUGAGGCAGGCAAAGAUUUUAGCGGAUCAGAUUGGACCGGGGUUUGGUUCGCCGACGGGGAUGUUGUACCCUGGGGUUGAUUUUGCGCAGAAGAAGGGGCAUAUUGAGGAUAGAGGGACAAGGUCGGGAGCUGUUGCCGGGGAUAUUGCCAAUAUUGGAACAAACUGGCUCGAGUAUGCCAAGUUAUCGGUGCUCACGGGUGACGACGUCUACGUACGGAAUGCAAGCCGAGCGUGGUCAUUACUGGUGAACCCACCCCCUCAUUCGUUCGGAUUUGAGCGUACUGGAGGACUUGUCGCGACCCCGGUGGAUAUCAUGAGCGGUAGACAGAUGUCAGACCACAUGUCAUGGGGAGCAAAAUCAGACUCGUACUACGAGUACCUUAUCAAAGCAUGGCUGAUGGCGCCCAAGACGCCAUCCACUGAGCAAUACCGGCAUGCUUGGACUCAGGCCGUACAUGCUGCCAAGGUCAUGCUCAUCUCCCAAACCAACCACAAGACCAAUCCGAAGAAGUUCAUCGGAGAAUGGCGCUUCGGCAACAGAGACUCCACUAGCGAGCACCUUGCUUGCUUUGCCGGUGGAAACUUUAUGCUCGGCGGCAAGGCGUUGGGUAAUCAGGAGUAUAUCGACGCAGGCCUGGAGCUUAUCGAGGGAUGCAGGUGGGUCUACGAACAGACAAGCACAAAACUUGGACCCGAAGGGUGGCGAUGGAUUGCUACAACCGAUGACAACCCCAAGAAGCCGGACAAGCACGCCGCGAAACACCAGUACAGCCUUUGGGGUUUCUGGGCCACCAAUACUCGCUAUCACCUCAGACCCGAAUACGUGGAAUCACUCUUCUACGCUUACCGCAUCACCGGAGAUGUGAAGUACGCCGAUUGGGCCUGGGAAGUCUUCGAGAGCAUCCGCGAGCACUGUGAGAGUGAAUGGGGAUAUUCGGAUAUCAAGGACGUUACGGGAUACAAGGGAACUAGAAGGUUGAACAAUCAGGAGAGUUAUUUUGGGGCGGAGACGCUAAAGUAUCUGUAUCUCAUCUUUGCGGACCCACGAGUAGGGAGCUUGGAUGAGUGGGUAUAUAAUACGGAAGCACACCCACUGCGUAUCGAGCGCAGGGCAAUUGGAGAAUAG
This is a messenger RNA of Saitoella complicata NRRL Y-17804, 1476 nucleotides long. Its product is annotated as alpha-mannosidase. Gene Ontology annotation, molecular function: calcium ion binding; mannosyl-oligosaccharide 1,2-alpha-mannosidase activity. The transcript is spliced from 7 exons. Bases 1 to 1476 code for a protein of 491 amino acids. The record is from RefSeq and is a predicted model, not a curated record. Gene Ontology annotation, biological process: N-glycan processing; carbohydrate metabolic process. Gene Ontology annotation, cellular component: endoplasmic reticulum; Golgi membrane. NCBI's taxonomy places the organism in Eukaryota, Fungi, Ascomycota, Saitoellomycetes, Saitoellales, Saitoellaceae.